AUUCUUCAUAUUUUGGUCCUCCUUUCUAACAAAAGAAGAAUGGCCACUACUCCUGCUUCUUCUGCUUUCUCCUUCUCCUUUACCUUCUUUCUUCUGCUUUCUUUCAAGACUGCUAAUGGCGAUGUGAUUGAGGUUCAGCAGCAGCAGCAGCUUCAUUUCCACACCGUUCAGCUCUCGUCUCUGUUCCCUUCUGAUUCCUGCGACGUUUCUCCUUCAUCUUCUGCAACCCAAGGCCUGAACAAGUUGCCAGUGUUCCACAAACAUGGGCCGUGCGCCCAGGCCCAACAACUCACCAGAUCCACCAACCACCACAAGCCCACCGCAGACGAAAUCCUCCGCCAGGACGAGUCCAGGGUCCAGACGAUCCAGUCCAGGUCCAGAAAGGCCGCGGGCGGUGACGUCAAGGUGGCGGACUCCACCACCAUCCCGGCCAAGGACGGCAGCACCGUCGGCUCCGGGAACUACAUCGUCACCGUCGGGCUCGGCACCCCGGCGAGGCAGCUCUCCCUCAUAUUCGACACCGGGAGUGACGUCACUUGGACCCAGUGCCAGCCGUGCGUGAGGUCAUGCUACCAGCAGCAGGAGAAGAUCUUCGACCCGGCUUCCUCUGCUUCGUACCGAAACGUUUCUUGCUCCGCCGCCUCCUGUUCAGCCCUCUCUUCCGCCACCGGGAACACGCCGGGUUGUUCUUCCUCGACUUGCGUGUACGGGAUCCAAUACGGCGACUCGUCAUUCUCCGUCGGGUUCUUCGGCACGGAGAAGCUCACACUGACAUCCACCGACGUCUUCGACAACUUCUUCUUCGGCUGCGGCCAGAACAACCAAGGAAACUUCGGCGGCGCCGCCGGGCUUUUGGGCUUGGGCCGUGACAAACUCUCCCUCGUCUCCCAAACGGCCCAAAAGUACAACAAGCUCUUCUCCUACUGCCUCCCUUCCUCCUCCAGCGGCACCGGAUUCCUCACCUUCGGCGGCGCCGCCACCAAAUCGGUAAAAUACACUCCGAUCUCGUCCAUCGCCGGCGGAAGUAACUUCUACGGCCUCGACAUCACCGCCAUCAGCGUCGGCGGGAGGAAGUUGUCAGUAUCCGCCACCGUGUUCUCCACUGCCGGCGCCAUCAUAGAUUCCGGCACCGUCAUCACCCGCCUCCCGCCGGCGGCUUACUCGGCGCUCCGGUCGGCGUUCCGGCAGCAGAUGUCGCGGUACCCACUCGGCCAGGUAACAACAAAGAUGAGUUGUGAAAUGGAGCCCUAGAACACUUGGGAUUUUCUCAUUCAUCGUUUUCGUUUAAAUACUCAAGGUUGACACUACAAAACAACAUGUGCACACUAAACUCGCAUUUGGAGACUAGAGAGAUAAAACCAUAACAACUCAAAUUAAAGUCUAAACUAAACAUCGACAUUAAACUAUAUAAAAUUGAUGAUAAAUUGAUAAUGAUGAUUUUCUCUAAAUCUUGUCGAUCCAAUUUGACAUUCAUGAUAGUCGAUUUGAUUCUUGACGAUAAUUUGUAAUAUUUUCUGAUACCAGGCGUUGUCGAUCCUCGACACGUGCUACGAUUUGAGCAAGUACAAGACCGUGUCGGUGCCGAAGGUCGGGUUCCUGUUCGCCGGCGGGACGGAGGUGGACAUCGAGGCGGUGGGGAUUCUGUACGCGAACUCGCCGUCGCAGGUGUGCCUGGCGUUCGCCGGAAAUGGGGACGCGAGUGAUAUUGGGAUACUGGGGAACGUGCAGCAGCAGACGCUGGAGGUGGUUUACGACGGCGCCGGCGGGAGGGUUGGGUUCGCCAGCGGCGGGUGUAGCUGAGGAAUCGAUGCGACGUCGUGUUGGGCUGGAUUGAAGUAGAAUUUGGGGAAUUGAAGAAUGUUUGUUAUUAUGGUAUAGGGAAAGCAAAUUUAAGGUAAUGGCCUAAAGGGGAAGCAAUUGGGGGAAAAGACCUCAAGCGUUACUCACCCGUUACCAUAUUCGUGGUUUUCUUGCUUUGGAAGAAAGUAUGAAUAGCAAAAGGAAAAGUGUAACACUAUGUACUAGUUGAUUUGCAAGAAAUGUGAAUAUGAAUUUAUGGCUUUGUAUCGAUCAUCAGGAGAUAAAUAUUGAUUUUGACACAUUAUUAAAUCUCUAACAAUCAAGAAAAUACGAGAUAAGCAAAAGCAUGGCGGUCAUUAGUAUUGCAUUUCGACCAUUCGAGUUACAUUUCUUAAAUAUGAUUUCUUGAUUUGGAAGAAAGAACGAAUAGCAAAAGGAAAAGUGUGCAAUAGCACUAUUUACCUAGUUGAUUUGCAUAAAUUUUUGUGUAGACAUUAGUUACUGACUUAUUAUGUUAUUAACUCGACAAUUAUUCACAUAUUAUUAUUUUUGUCCCAUAAUACUCCUUAUCGUACGUUCAAUACUAAUCUAUGCUCUACCCACUCCCUUAUGGUAAUUCAACUUCUAUUGAAUUUUGCUCGGGUCUUAUUUUGUGAUUAAAGAUCUGGCUUCAACCGCCGAAAUUUCAGACCAAUUUAU
Molecule: messenger RNA, 2499 nt
Organism: Linum tenue
Lineage: Eukaryota; Viridiplantae; Streptophyta; Magnoliopsida; Malpighiales; Linaceae
Source: the annotation of a GenBank genome assembly